This is a messenger RNA of Diaporthe citri, 1473 nucleotides long. RefSeq lists its product as uncharacterized. NCBI's taxonomy places the organism in Eukaryota, Fungi, Ascomycota, Sordariomycetes, Diaporthales, Diaporthaceae. Gene Ontology annotation, molecular function: catalytic activity. The transcript has 2 exons. The coding region runs from base 1 to 1473 and encodes 490 amino acids. The record is from RefSeq and is a predicted model, not a curated record.
AUGGCCAGAAUCUUAGGUGUGUCCACCGAAGAUACGUUUGCAACUGCACUUACACCACCCCUGCACCUUCUCCAACUCGUGGAGGCCAUGUUCACGAAGCAAGUGGGAAAGGACGAUGGACUUGCAUCCAUGAGUUAUAAGAACCAGCCAAGGCCGGGCCUUGCUAUGAACCGCUGCAAAUCAGACCAGGAAAAAGCCUACAAGCUCCUCGACGUACCCAACAAGCCGAUCCCGAGCACUCGAUAUGUCUCGGGCACAGCUUCGUUCUCAACAACAAGUAGGCGCCAUGUCAGCAGCAGCACCCCUCCCUCUCCAGCCGGGAAGUCCCUCCCCUUGCAAGGCAUCACGGUCGUGAGCCUAGAGCACGCAAUCGCUGCGCCCUUCUGCACGAGGCAGCUUGCGGACCUGGGAGCGAGGGUGAUCAAGGUGGAGCGGCCCGGGGUAGGCGACUUUGCGCGGGCAUAUGACGGACGGGUGAACGGGCAGGCGUCGCAUUUUGUCUGGGCGAACCGCUCCAAGGAGAGCCUCGCGCUCGACCUGAAGAAGCCCGGGGACCUGGGCGUCCUCAAGGCGCUGGUGGGCCGCGCGGACGUGCUGGUGCAGAACCUCGCGCCGGGGGCGAGCCGGCGGCUGGGCCUGUCUUGGGACGCGCUCAGGGAGGAGCACCCGGGGCUUAUCGUCUGUGAUAUCAGCGGGUAUGGGUCGGACGGGCCCUACCGGGACAAGAAGGCUUACGACCUCCUCGUGCAGUCCGAGGCGGGCCUGCUGUCGGUGACGGGGACGGAAGACGAGCCUGCCAAGGUUGGGAUCUCUAUCGCUGACAUCUCGGCGGGGAUGUACGCGCUGACGAACAUUCUCGGCGCGGUUAUCGAGAGGGGAAGGACCGGGAAGGGAAAGCGCAUCGACAUAUCGAUGCUGGAGACCAUGGCGGAGUGGAUGAGCUUCCCCCUGUAUUACACCUACCAGGGCCAGCCGCCGCCGAAGAGAGUCGGGGCCGCGCACUCCACGAUAUACCCCUACGGGCCAUUUUCAACCGGCGACGGCGGAUCGGUCAUGUUGGGGCUGCAGAACGAGAGGGAGUGGGCCAAGCUCUGCAGCGACGUGCUCGAGGACGCACAGCUGGCGUCUGACCCGAGGUUCGACUCCAACACGCUCAGGGUCGAGAACCGCGACGAGCUGAGGGAGAUCAUCUACGAGGCCUUCUCGCGGCUGACGGCGCAGGAGCUCCUAGAGAGGCUGGAGCGCGCCGGCAUCGCGAACGCCAAGCUCAACGACAUGCAGGGCGUCUGGGAGCACCCGCAGCUGAGGGCCCGCGGGCGGUGGACCCAGAUCGAGACUCCGGGAGGGCAGGUCCCGGCCCUGAUACCGCCUGGGUUUGGGGCGGUCGAGGACGCCAGGAUGGAUGCUGUGCCUGCUCUGGGUGAGCACAAUGAGAAGAUAUCGGCUGAACUUGGCUUGGAGCAACAGGCUUAG